Messenger RNA from Vicugna pacos (alpaca), 4798 nucleotides. Lineage: Eukaryota; Metazoa; Chordata; Mammalia; Artiodactyla; Camelidae. The record is from RefSeq and is a predicted model, not a curated record.
CGUGGGAGGGCGGGCGGGGCCCUUGUCACUCCUUUCCUUGCAGCCUCUGGAGGUGGGGUUCCCAGUGCAGAGCCAGACGCAUUGGAUUCCAAGCCUCCGGUGGUGUGGCCUCUCUGGACUGAGACCACCCAGGGCUUCUAACUCUUAACCUUGAGCCAGAAGUUAGCGGGUGCCCUGGAGGACACAGGCAGACGGGCGAGCUCUGAGCUGCAGAGGACAGGGUCCUGGGUUGCCAAGAAACUGCAAACCCUGGGCGGCCUUACACGUCCACAACUUUGGCAUCGUGAGUAUGGACUGGCUGGUGAAAAAUGUCACCUACAGGCCCCACUGCUACUUCUGCCACACCCGGAAAGGGACCAUGCUGUUCAGAUUUGCUCACCCAAGCCCCCCGAAACCGGAGCCGGCAGAAUGUUCCGAGUGGGUUUUGCUGGAGAAAGUUCGAAAGGGGCUGCAGAACGUCACUGAGUUUGACCAGAGCAGCCUGCUGAGAAGUUUCACCCUUGUGACCGAGAGCCCCCAGGUGACCUAUGCAAACCAAGACAUGGUCUGGGCCAAGUUUCAAACCAUCUUCUUGUCGCUCUCCGGCCUCGUGAACCAUGCACCGGUGUUCAGAGACUAUAUCUUCCGCGGCCUGGAGGAGUUCUACCAGGACAACGUGCUCUACCUGGAGCUCAGGACCACACUGUUCCCGGUGUACGAACUGAAUGGGACGGUUCACAGCCUAGAGUGGUCGGUGAGGACGUAUGAGGAGGUGGCUCGAGUGUUUGCAGAAAAGCAUCCUGGGUUCAUCGGAAUCAAACUCAUUUACUCGGAUCACCGAUCCAAAAAUGUGUCCUGCAUCAAAAAAUCGGUCCAAACGGCCAUGAAACUUCGUGCCCAGUUCCCCAGGAUGGUGGCUGGGUUUGAUCUGGUGGGGCGCGAGGACACGGGCCACUCGCUGUACUACUACAGGGAGGCUUUGAUGAUCCCAGCCUCGCGCGGCGUGAAACUGCCUUACUUCUUCCACGCCGGAGAGACAGACUGGCAAGGAACUGCCGCAGAUGGAAACCUUCUGGAUGCCCUGCUACUGAACUCCACCAGGAUCGGCCAUGGGUUUGCCCUGAGCAAACACCCAGCCGUCUGGGCUGACUCCUGGAAGAAAGACAUCCCCGUGGAGGUCUGCCCCAUCUCCAACCAGGUUCUGAAGCUGGUGUCCGACCUGAGAAACCACCCCGCUGCUGUCCUCAUGGCCACUGGGUACCCCAUGGUGAUCAGCUCUGAUGACCCUGCUGCCUUUGGGGCCAAAGGCUUGUCCCACGAUUUCUACGAGGCCUUCAUGGGCAUCGGCGGGGUGACGGCCGACCUGAGGACACUCAAACAGCUGGCCAUGAACUCGCUCAAGUACAGCGCCCUGUCGGAGGGUGAGAAGAAGGUUGCCAUGGAAGCCUGGGAGGAGAGAUGGCAUAAGUUUGUGGCCGAGCUGGCCAGGGGCCCAGAGUGAGAAGAGGCUGUCCGCUGCCCUCCGCCUCCGCUUCCCCCUACACUGUCCUCACGUUCUCCACCUCGGCCGUUUAGAACCCAGCGUGGUCUCCACCUCUGUGUCUUUAUCAGAACCGACCUGUGAAGGUCACCCGGGGCCGCCACGUUGCGGAUCUCCCAGAAACACCCCAUCCGUGGACCACACUCGCCUUUGGAUGCCCUCUGUCGCAGCCUCAGUGACAGGCCCCCUGCUUCCUCGCUGGCCGUGGCUCUGGCCCCUGCACUGGCUCCGGCUCUGCCUGGUCUCUGUGGUCCGCUGGCUCGCCCGUCCUGGCUUCUCUCCUGCUCUUCCCUCCUCUCACGCUGCACGAUCCUCCUAGGUGGUCUCGUCCGCUCCUUCCUUUUUAAAGCCACGUAUUGUUGAUGAUUCCCAAGCGUCAGAUGCAUGUGGAUGGCUCCCAGACUCUCGGAGACCUACUGUGUGCAGCGCUGCCCUUCCAGCCUCUCCCUGGUCAUUCCUAUCUUGGGAGAAGUCCCCUCCUCCCACUCCACCCACUGCUCAGAGCAGAGAUGGUCAGUAAAUUCUUGCCCCCCCAUCAGAAGGGCCCUUGGAUCCGCCCCCCCCCCCGGCUCUGGGCUCAGUUCCAGCCACUGUCGCCUCUUCCCUGAGUUACGACAGCCUCCUAACCCACCUCUCCUUUCUUCUCUCUGCUACCCCAGCUCUGUUUUCAAAGAGCAACGGCUGUUUAGCGCUAAAUUAAGCCAGGGUGCUCUGCUUUACAACGCGGUGCACUUAGCAAAGCCCGGAAGUCUCCACAGGGGGUCGCCUCCUGUCAGCCCGGGCCCCCCAGCAGCGUCCCGCCCCCAGCGCCCUAGUGCACCAGGCUGCCCCCGGGUCCCAGGCUCUGCCCUGCACCCGGCUCCUGCCUCACGCUCUCUGCCGGGAAUGCCGGCAGAGGUUGCAGCUUUCCUGUCCGUGUCUCAGAAAGGUUUCCAGGCCCCAUUCUCCCUCGGGGCACCCUAGGCUUUUCCUUCCUGACUCUACUGCGACCGCCAUUAGGAAUGUAUUUCUGGGGCCUCCGUCCCACCAGACCAGAAGCUCCAGGCGGACAGGCACUGACGACCCGUCAUGCACACUGCGAAGCCCGAGCCGGCUCCCGGCCCCGCCGGUUGGUCCGCAGUGGGGGACGCGGACAGGACGGACCUGACCUGGGCGUGCUGGGCUGGCUGAGGCAGGAGCAGAGCGGAGUCACCCCAAACAAAAGACCCGUGGGGUCAGGUCCAGGGCUGUGGGCGAGGGCAGGCGAGGGGCCAGCCCUGGCCUCACCCAACCCCAGGGUGUGAAGGAGACCAAAGAAUUCCUCCAAAGAGGAAUGUCUUCUCCCCACCCCAUCCCCGUGCCGAGCCCUCAGGCAGAAGCCAGCCCUCUCCCCGAGGGGACCACUGGCCCCUGGGACUGGGAAAGGGUCCUCAACCACAGGCUGGUACCUGGAGGGAGCCGGAUGCCCUAGAAGGGCCUUUGAGUCAUCGCCUUCCCGGUCCCAGCAGAGGACACACGGUCCCAGCUCAGCUGAUUUAGAUUCAAUAAAUGUGAGAACAGAACUUACCAGAAUGGGCUUCUGCAGCAGGUUGCCAUGGCCACAGGGGUCUCCCGGGAGCAUAAGGUCCCUGAUUUGGGAAACAAACCAGCUCUGGUGCAUUCAUGCCGGUUCAAUAGGCUGAGUCCGAGCUGACAGCCAGAAACACCCCACGGCCAGGUCCUGACUCGCGAGGAGGGCGUGGCUGCCCUCCCUCGGGCCUGAGCGACGUCUCUGCCAGGGGCACGGGGUGAAGCUGGCUUCACUCACUCCUCCUGUGGGACUUCCCUGAGUGCCCUGACGUAGAUGCCUUUUGGGAAAACUUGUCUGUUAACUGAAGUUUUGUAAACCAAAUCACGGGGUACGUGGAGUGGGGGGGAGGGGCUUGCUCUUUCUUUGACGGCAAUCUGCAGCAAAGCAUUCAGUCUGCAAAACAUCUUUCUGUGAUUUGAACUUCUGGACUCUAUCUGUUUAUUUACUUCUCAGAAUGAGGUCAAAUCCUUUGUCCUUCUUUGUCAGAUGAAUUGUCCAGGCAGGAAGAACCACAGGGUCCACAUCGCCCAGCCUGUGGCGGGUGCCCUGAUCCGGCCUCCUCCAGGGUCCUGGAGUUUUGCUUCGUCCAGGACAGCUGUGGGGGGGGGGACAACAGGGGGCCUUCCGGAAGGUCAGAUGGAGGGAAUUGCAGGACAUGCAAAGCAUCCUCUUUGCCAGCAGGUUGGAAGUCGGGGUCCAACCACAGGGAAAACCAUGGGACUUUGAUCUCAGUACCUUGAAAUCGUGUGAAACUUCAGAAGAGUGUUAAGGAAAGCACGAAGAACUCCAAACGCACGCCCCGCCCAGGUUCCGUGACCAACGCGCUACACACUUGCUGCACCCGUCGCCCGCCCUCCCCUCCCUCGGUGCCCCUAACUAGACGCCCUGCAUUUUCUGACCGGUUGAGACUUAGUCUGCAGAUGUCACUCCUGAACACGCCCGUGUCGUCUCAUAAAGACAGCGCUGUUCUCCGUGCAGCCACAGCACCACCGCCCAAAGCAGGAAGGGAGCACCGAGGGCACGCCACCUGCCGUCUGACCCCGGCCCCUCCACACGCUCCCCCUUCCUGGCCCAGACCCCGGUCGGGGCUCCUGGGUCACAUGUCAGUCGGGGACAGUGCCUCAGUCUCUCCUCGUCCUUUGUGCCCUUGCCGUCUCUGAAGAGCACAGGCCGGUCAUCCUGGGGUUUGUGAUUCCAGCUGUGCGCCUUGAGGGGGACGCCUCAGGUGGUGUUUGUCCUCAGUGCUUUGCCCCAGGGACUGGGGCCAGGGCCUGCCGGAGGCCAUCUCUCCCGCAAGCAAGAGCAGUCCUUAGCGCUGGGUUAGACCAGCCUGAAACCAGUCAUCGUGGGAGUUUUUGCACCGCAGAAAUCAGCGAAUGUUACAAAUCUGUGCCUCCCCCAGAAGGUGUUAAACAUUAACACCCCCCCCCCAAGCUUAGGAUGUCAGUUUGUCCCAUUACCAGGAGGUUAACUCUGAGCACUGUGUUAGGUGAUGCCUGCCGGGAUUCGCCGAUGUAGAGAUGUUCCCUUGGUGACUAGUGAAUACUUGGCGGGAGACACUUCAGCUCUAUGUGGAAAUAUUAUUCCUCAUCACAGCUUUACCCGCUAGUUUUUGCUUCCGUCCAGGAUUAUUGUCUGAAUCGACUGUUACCACCAUAGCUGCUGUUUCAAGUAUCUGUUGCUGUGUAAUAAAUUAUCCCAAAGCUUAGUGGCUUCAAAAACCAAUAAAA